Xenia sp. Carnegie-2017 is the source of this 2004-nucleotide messenger RNA. Its product is annotated as 5-aminolevulinate synthase, erythroid-specific, mitochondrial-like. Gene Ontology annotation, molecular function: pyridoxal phosphate binding; 5-aminolevulinate synthase activity. Gene Ontology annotation, cellular component: mitochondrion. Gene Ontology annotation, biological process: hemoglobin biosynthetic process; heme biosynthetic process; erythrocyte development. NCBI's taxonomy places the organism in Eukaryota, Metazoa, Cnidaria, Anthozoa, Malacalcyonacea, Xeniidae. The record is from RefSeq and is a predicted model, not a curated record.
UCAAAUUUAUGCAUGCAGAUUUAUGAUAUUAAAAUUACAGUAUGUUAUUUCUUCGUCCUAUGGUCAAUUAAGGUCAUAUGACAAAACCUUCUCGUACCAGGAAGAUCAAACAUUCAAAUCUGAAGUUCACAGAACAAUUGCGUUCCUUCUCAAAAGAUAGAAGAGAAAUAUAUUAUUGAACAUGAGUCGACUUUGCUGUCCCUUUCUUGCCCGUCAAUCGAUGACAAAGCUUCGUGCCAAGAGCUCUCUGUUUAUGAAGUAUGCUCCGAAGUGUCCGUUUAUGUCGCGGGUCUUGAAUUCGGUUCACUCGGCGAAUCAUCUACACUCGUCAGCUGUUUAUAGGAAUGAUUCUGACGGAGGAAACUCAUUUGACAAGUGUCCAUUUCUGAUGGAUUCUGGUCUGAAAGUUCAACAACCUGAUGAGGCUGUACUUAAAGACAUUGUCGUAGAGAAAAGUGAUAGCGGACUGUUUCAGGUUGCUGGGGAAAAUACUAACAAAGGUGUAGCAAAAUGCCCAUUUUCUUCUUCAUCAAGUGGAAAUUCUCCAUCUGAAAAACCUGUGUUUAACUAUGAGAAUUUCUUCGAUAAGAAGAUUAUGGCAAAGAAGGACGACCAGUCUUAUCGCGUGUUCAACAAAGUAAAUCGCCUGGCAAAGAAAUUUCCUUACGGACGCGCAUUUAGUCAUGGAAAAAAUGGGGAUGAGAUUUCCGUUUGGUGCAGUAAUGAUUAUCUUGGUAUUGGACAUCAUCCCAAAGUUAUGCAAUCUGUUAGAGAUACUAUGGAGGAGUACGGUGUAGGUGCAGGUGGAACUCGUAAUAUUUCUGGUAACAGCAAGUAUCAUGCAAUGUUGGAAGAACGACUUGCACGACUGCAUCAGAAAGAGGCUGGCUUAAUUUUUACUUCAUGUUAUGUUGCCAAUGACACAACCUUGUACACGUGGAAACUUUUGCCGGGUUGCCAUAUUUUUUCUGACGCUGGCAAUCACGCGUCGAUGAUCCAAGGGAUCCGCAACUGCGGGGCACCCAAACAUGUUUUCAGGCAUAACGAUCCGGAGCAUUUGGAAGAACUACUGAGGAAAGUCGACCCCAAGGUUCCAAAAAUCGUCGCGUUUGAAACUGUCCACUCGAUGGAUGGUUCGAUUUGCCCACUUGAAGAACUUUGUGACGUUGCUCGAAAAUAUGGUGCGUUGACCUUUGUUGAUGAGGUUCACGCCGUUGGUAUGUACGGUGAUCAUGGUGCUGGAGUUGGCGAACAACGGGGGCUUCUCGACCGCAUGGAUAUUAUUACGGGAACUCUCGGUAAAGCGUUUGGUCUUAUUGGUGGUUACAUUGUUGGCUCGGCAAAGCUUGUCGACACUGUUCGAAGUUAUGGAUCCGGCUUUAUUUUCACUACGUCGCUUCCUCCGAUGAUAGUCCGAGCAGCAAUCACGUCUAUCGACGUUCUAGCCGGUGACGAUGGUGUCAAAUUGCGGGAAUUACAUCAAAAAAACACCAAGCAGUUACGCAAUCGUAUUAUACAAGCUGGAAUCCCUGUAAUUUACGCGCCUAGCCAUAUCAUCCCCGUUCAUGUUGGCAACCCGGAGAAAUGCACUCAAGUCUCUAACGACCUCAUGAAGCAUUACAAUAUCUACGUGCAGGCGAUAAACUAUCCAACAGUUGCACGGGGUGAAGAGCGCCUGCGCAUUGCACCAACUCCGCAUCACACCCCGGAAAUGAUGGACGAGUUUGUGGAUUCGCUAGUUAAUAUCUGGAAAGCGAACGACCUGCCGUUUGUCUGGCCUGUGUGCAACAAUGAUUGUGGAUGUCAGGCGCAUUGUGACUCCGCCAAACAACGUGGCCUCAUUUCUCAGCAUUACUCUUUACCUUUAGCUGCUUGCGCUUGAAUUUUACAGACUUUGUCAUUUCCACUAAUAUCUCAUUUUAAUAAUGUACAAUUUAAUUUUAUCUUCAUGGAACCAUUUAUGUAAUAGACUGCAGCAUAUGAAAUAAAUUUUAGAAUACCAAA